Peromyscus leucopus (white-footed mouse) is the source of this 1065-nucleotide messenger RNA. Its product is annotated as signal peptidase complex subunit 3. Gene Ontology annotation, cellular component: signal peptidase complex; membrane. The coding region runs from base 166 to 708 and encodes 180 amino acids. The record is from RefSeq and is a predicted model, not a curated record. Gene Ontology annotation, biological process: protein targeting to ER. The transcript has a single exon. Lineage: Eukaryota; Metazoa; Chordata; Mammalia; Rodentia; Cricetidae.
CAGGGACGCGUGCGCGCACCCAGCAUUCUGCGCGAGCCAGGGGCAGGCGGAGGGGACGCGAGCAGACUGCACGCCGCCCGCCGUGCCCAGCCAGCCAGCCCGAGCCAGGCAGCCAGCGAGCGCCAGUGGAGCCCGCGUGGAGGGAGCCGCCGGCUGAGCCGCAAGAUGAACACCCUGCUGUCGCGGGCGAACUCGCUGUUCGCCUUCACGCUGAGCGUCAUGGCGGCGCUCACCUUGGGCUGCAUCCUCACCACCGCCUUCAAAGACAGAAGCGCGCCUGUGCGCCUGCACGUCUCCAGGAUCCUGCUCAAAAAAGUGGAAGACUUCACCGGACCCAGGAAAAAAAGCGACCUGGGCUUCAUCACGUUCCACAUCUCUGCGGAUUUGGAGAAGACUUUCGACUGGAACGUCAAGCAGCUCUUCCUGUACCUCUCGGCAGAAUAUUCCACGAAAAGCAACGCUGUGAACCAGGUGGUCCUCUGGGACAAGAUCCUUCUGCGAGGCGAGAACCCCAAGCUGGACCUGAAAGAUGUCAAAAGCAAGUAUUUUUUCUUUGACGACGGGCACGGUCUCAAGGGAAACAGGAAUGUCACUUUGACUCUGUCCUGGCAAGUUAUCCCGAUUGCUGGGAUUCUGCCUCUUGUGACUGGAUCUGGACGCGUGUCUGUCCCAUUUCCGGACUCGUAUGAAAUUGCCACGACUUUUUGAAGAACUCUCUCUGCGUCUGAAAAGGACAUCUGAGUACUUAAGGAAUCAUAUUUCUUUCAUCUUUUCCCUCCCGUCUUGCUGACUUCUUUUGUGUUUUGUUUCUUUAGGAUGUGCUGUUUUUGUGUCUGGGACUGGCUGAGCUCCUCAUCCUCAUGCUUCCUUCCAUUUAUCUAACAUAGAGACUGCAUUCAUGGAUCUUACUGUGACAGUGGUUGUUAUGUUUUCUUUUGUAUAAGAAUUAACAUCAAAUUGUGUAGUUGGAGGGAAGGACUGAUAGAGUACUGGAACAUUAUUGUACAAACAAAACAACAAAAGAAGUUCACCAGAGCAGAAUAUUAUCAGACAAUUGCAUAAUAA